AUGCAACGGCUACUCGUCUGGCAUUUCGGCCCGACCCUCCUCCUCGUCACCCUGUCUCUGCUGGCUUUCUCAUCUGCCGACUCUCCCGGAUACCUCGACUAUGACGCCCUCUUUCCCCGCUACUACAGAUCCGCAUCGGACGAACUCUGCUACCACAAUGGUGUGCGCUUCACCAAUUGCGAAGCUGACCACGGCAAAGUUGUCAAGCUCGACAGCGUUUCACGCACCCAGCUGCACGAGCUUGUGGAAGCCAAAUCGUUUGCUCCCGGAUCCAUCAAAGCGGUAGUCAAUGUAAUGUUGGUGGAUCUGGAUCGAUCGCUCUCCGGUAGCGAAGCUGUCUCUGUCUCAGGACCGGACUUGAAAGGUGCAGCGGCGGCGAUGGCGCGAAACAAAUCCGGCGCGCCUUCGGGCAACGGAGUGGCGGUCAAGCAGAGCGAAUUCGAUCCAAGUGUCGCUGGCGCUGCUGCGGCGAGGAAGCUGCACGCCCCGCCUGUCACCCGAGGGGAGGAGACGUGCUACCUCGACUGGCUCAAGAGUAAAGUCUACGGCCAGGCGGAGAUAAACACCGUGCUCAACGAGCUCUACGUGCGACAUGUGGCGAUCACUCAUGUCAGUACGAAAGUGUAUGACGUCGAGAGUCCCACGGGCUGCUAUGUAAACCCUGCCGAUCCCUUGAACCGCCACAAGCGUUCGCUGGGAGAUGAGGACGGUGAUGGCGUCCGGGACGAUAUGGAGGUGUACCAUCCGGUCCUGAACACGCAUUUGCACGAUCCUUGGAAGAAGUAUAGGCAGUUCCACCAGGAACACUUGCUCGAACCGGGCGAGUUCGGUCAUCGAAAGCGCUCGAUGGGCAAUGGCUGGCUCGUGGGAGGACGACAUCAUGUCAAGCGCGGCGAGAAGAACCAGAAAACCUACGUGCCGACUUCGACAUUCGACGACGAAUCCACUUACCAAAACGGCAUACCCUCUGCGCCAGUGCAACAAGGCUCUGCCGGCGCCGGCGUAGCAGCUGCUGAAGGCGGAUUUGGCGGUUCAGCCAUCUCGAGCAAGCCUCACGGAUUCGCAGCCGGCGUCACGGGCGGUGGUUCCGCCACCCCGAUUGUCCCCAAGGACAUCCACGAGCUCACCAAGCUGCUGCUGGACCCUCAACCGCAGGUGAUCCACCUGGACAAGGUGUACGACUUCCGCGGCUCGGAGGGUGUCUGCACGGACUGUCCCGUUUGCAUCCCGGACUCGUAUGCCAAGUGUCCGGGCAAGGGACAACUGGCGGUUGACGACGGUCAGGGAUGGUGCAAGGGUCGGCCUCCGACGAAAGUGACGUAUGACAAGGCUGGGGUGACGCCGAUCCGGGUGGCGUCGAACAAGUCGAUCAUCGGCAUCUCACCCAACGCCGCAAUGCGCGGGAAAGGCCUGCGCAUCGCACACCACCAGAACAUCAUCUUGCACAACUUCCGCAUUGACGAAAUCAACCCUUCCACCAUAUGGGGCGGCGACGGCGUCAUCCUCUAUGACACGGACCUGGUCUGGAUUGACAAGCUCACCUUCUCGCACAUCGGGCGGCAGUUCAUCGUCACAGGCUACCUACCCGCCGGCCGCGUCACCAUAUCGAACUGCUUCUUCGACUGCAAGACCAAGUGGUCGGCGACAUGCGAUGACUCGCACUACUGGACUGUCCUUGGCUACGGAAAGAGCGACCGGGUGACGUUCUCGUGCAACCUGAUGCAGCACUGUUCCGGGCGUUCGCCGCGCAUUGCCAACCCGGACAAUGAGGCGGGCGACAGCGUCUGGCACGUGGUUAACAGCGUGUUCGACGGCAAUACGGGGCACUCGCUCGACAUGGGCCCCGGCAUCUCGGCGCUGAUCGAGGGCAACGUGUUUACGGAUGUCGCGCAGACCAGCCUGCACGAGUCGAGUCCUGGCCGUGCAUUUGCGCCGAGCGACAAGGGUGUGUGCAGCCAGUGCAAGGGUCCGCUGGGGAGAGACUGCCAGCCGAACGCGUACAGGAAUGCCCAGCCGGUGCCGAGCACCACGAGCGCCGCCCAGGUGCUGAAGGACGUGGCGGGCGAGACGUUGGGCGAGGCGCUCCCCCCCGGUCAGGUCGUGGCCAAGGUCGGCAAGACGGCGGGCUGCGGGGCAGGCAAGCGUGACGGUGGUCUGAAAGCGAGUAUGUGUGCAAGGAAGAAGCGCGAAUAA
Sporisorium graminicola is the source of this 2193-nucleotide messenger RNA. RefSeq lists its product as uncharacterized. Lineage: Eukaryota; Fungi; Basidiomycota; Ustilaginomycetes; Ustilaginales; Ustilaginaceae. The record is from RefSeq and is a predicted model, not a curated record. The coding region runs from base 1 to 2193 and encodes 730 amino acids. Gene Ontology annotation, molecular function: pectate lyase activity. The transcript has a single exon.